AUGGAUCCAAACUCCAUCUUGCUUUCUCCUCAGCCCCAGAUCUGCUCCCACCUGGCAGAAGCCUGUAUGGAAGGUGAGAGAAACUCAUCUCCUCCAGAGCUGGGUAGAGACUCCCAGUUUCCCUGGAGCCAGGUCCCCAGCUGCAGCCCUUCAGACCCCGAAUGGUUUGGUGAUAAGCACAUCCAGGCAAAGAGGGCCAGAGUGGAAACCAUCGUCCGAGGCAUGUGUCUCUCCCCGAAUCCUCUGGUACCAGGCAGUGCACAAGCUGGGGACAGCCCACGCUGCCCAGAAAAGGCCCGAGAGAGGAAGAGGAAGCAGAGCCUUCCCACACAGCAAGGCCUCCUGAUGCCACCCCCUGCCUGGGACCAGGGCAACAGGAAGGGGGGCCCUCGUGUGAGAGAACAACUUCACCUGCUGAAGCAACAGCUAAGACAUCUGCAAGAGCACAUCCUACAGGCCGCCAAGCCCAGGGACACAGCUCAGGGGUCAGGAGGCUGUGGCACCGGGAAAGGCCCUCUGAGUGCAAAGCAGGGGAAUGGCUGUGGGCCUCGCCCCUGGGCUGCAGAUGGUGACCACCAGCAGGGUUCCAGCAAGGACCUCUCUGGGGCAGAAAAACACCAACAGUCUGAGGAGCCCAGGUUCCUUCCAUCUGGAGCACCAGAUUCACUGGAGAUUCUGAGGAAAGAGCUGACCAGGGCAGUGUCCCGGGCUGUGGAUUCAGUAUUUCAAAAGGUACUGUUGGAUCCACCAGGCCGCCUGACUCAUCUGGGCAGAAGUUUCCAGGGGCAGGUGCCAGAGGGUAGAAGCGAGCCCUCACCUCCUGUGGGAGAGGCCUGUGAAGAUCCACUUGCUUUGGCUGCCUUGCCCAGGAGGGUCCAGCUACAAGCUGGGGUCCCAGUAGGAAACUUGUCACUGGCCAAGCCUCUAGAUUCUCCUAGGUACCCUAUCCCUCCAAGAAUGAUCCCCAAACGCUGUCAGGAUCUCCCAGCAAACUGUCCCUUCACUGCACCUUCCCACAUCCAGGAAAAUCAGAUUCUUAGCGAGCUACUGGGUUAUGGAUGCAACAAAGGCCAUUGGAGUAGCAGUCCUCCCCAGGACUCAUCUUCCCAGAGGCACCCCUCCUCAGAGCCCGCCCUACGACCUUGGAGAACUACUAAACCGCAACCAUUGGUCCUGAGCCAGCAGCAGUGUCCGCUGCCUUUCACCUCUGCCCAUCUGGAAAGUCUGCACCUUCUUCCCUCGGUGAAGAUGGAACAGGGAGGCCUGCAUACCGUCACUGAGGCACUGCCUUUCUCUUCGGUCCACAUCCAAGAAGGUCUAAACCCUGGUCACUUGAAGAAGGCCAAACUAAUGUUUUUCUUUGCACGAUAUCCCAGCUCCAACCUCCUGAAGGCUUAUUUUCCUGAUGUUCAGUUCAACCGCUGCAUUACCUCCCAGAUGAUCAAAUGGUUCAGCAACUUUCGUGAGUUUUAUUACAUCCAAAUGGAAAAAUCUGCCCGGCAAGCAAUUUCAGAUGGUGUCACAAAUCCCAAAAUGCUGGUGGUUCUCCGCAAUUCAGAACUUUUUCGAGCUCUCAAUAUGCACUAUAACAAGGGAAAUGACUUUGAGGUUCCAGAUUGCUUCUUGGAAAUCGCCAGCUUGACGUUACAGGAAUUCUUCAGGGCUGUCUCCGCAGGGAGAGACUCAGAUCCUUCCUGGAAGAAACCCAUUUAUAAAAUUAUUUCUAAACUGGACAGUGACAUCCCAGAGAUAUUCAAAUCUUCCAGCUAUCCCCAGUAGCUGUUUCGGGGUUAAGAUCUCACAAUGUGAGGAGUGACUGGCUAGCGUUUCCUGGGUUUGUCUUAAAUGGCAAUAUAGCUGUAGUCAUAUAAAAAGGGCACAAGGAAAUCUCCUCUACCAAAAUAGGUACUAUUACCAUUUUGAUCAUUUAUUUCCCUUUCCAGAAUCAUCAGAAAUUGAAAUUUUACUAUAAAAUGGACUAACUGUAUUGGUAGUAUAUUGUAAAAGGAACACAAGUUUUCAAUCAGAAGACUUGAAGCUCAACUCCAUUGUUUCCAGGUGUUGUGACCCUGGGAACUUCCUGGUAUCUCUGCAUCUGUAAAAUGAGGUUGUUAAGGAUUAAAGGACAGUAUGUCCUAUGCAACGUUAUUCACACACAAAUGUUAGUUUUUUGAACCCCUCUUUCAGAUAAGGUUAUCUUAUUUGGGGUUUUUACAAAUUGCUGUUUUUAGUCUCCUACUUAUAAAGCGCCAUCUAUUUGCUAGAUGCUUUCACAUACUUUAUCUUUAAGCUUUUCACCCUGAAAAGUAGUUAUUAUCAUCAUUUAAAAAAUGACCAAACAGAAACUUUAGAACUGCAAAGUAACUCGCCAAAGCCUAUGAGGCCAGGGCAUCUGGGUUGAUAGGGACAGUCAGAAGCCUGGAGGAACCAAGACUUUCUGAUGCCCGACUGCGUGCUGGACCCAUCUCCUGCAGUUAACUCAGGAUCUCAGGCAGGACCCCACCCCUAGUAAGCAUCCAGCGCUGACAGGGCACCAUCACCUGACAACUCCUGCUCAGCACUUAGGAGCACUUCACCGCCCAAGAUUUUUGCUGAUCAUUUCAGCAAACUCAAGACAAACUUUCUGCAGGACUUCAGUGUUGCUGUUUAUUCACAUUUGUCUGCUGGAAGAGUUUAUCAGCUGGAUCAUGCAAAUAGUCUCCAGUUGACCAUUGCAAUUGGUGCCCCAACCUCAUAUAUGCAGAAGCUGAACUUCAGACUGUGAAAGGUAGAAAGGGCCUUAGGAGAUCAUCUGGCCCACGCUGCUUAAAUUAGGAAGGAAGAACUGUGGUCCAGACAGGAGGCUUGCACAGGCUGUGCACAGCCUUGCAGAUGAUAAAUGGCAUAACUGGGACAAAUGCAGCAUCACACAGAAAUGGAAAUUCUCCCACUCUGUAACAAAAUUACAGUCCAUGGCUGACCUUCCACUGAUGAUGGAAUUCAUGAAAUCAACAUUUACCCCACUGCUGGCCCAACACAAAUUGUGACCCACUCUUGAGCAUACAGGCGAGACACGUACAAAGCUGAGUAACUGCAUCUGUCUUCUAAGCUAGUCAGGAUCAAGUCUUUGUAAGCACUGCCAAAGGUACGCGGGGUUGGGUGGGGGUAAUACAUAGCUCGGGCUUUGUAGUCCUGAUUAGGGGUGUCUGUGAGUUCAUUAGCUUCUUUCCUAUCUAUAUAAAACAAGUUUCAUAUUUGGCUACUCAACUUCCAUGAUUUUUCUGUUGGGGCGCUGCUGGAGCAGAUGAGAUAAAAUCCCUAAACUAUUACUAGAACUAUCAGCAUAAAAAGGUAUGAAAGAUGAAUUUUCCUUCACAUUUUCUCUUCAAACAGCUGAAAGGAAAAACAAAACAGACUUAGCCCAAACCCGUCUUUAUAGGCUAAAGGUUAUUAAGUGCCCUCCAAUACAUCCAACUGCACUCAGAAGAUCUUUGCCCUAUUUUCACAAAAAUGAAGGAAUCUGCCAAACCUAAGUUUUAAACACAGGCAAGCAUGGAGUGCUCUGAGCACGGGCAAUCAGUUUUCUGUGUCUGGAGACAGUAGAAGAACCCUCUAUCCAGAGUGACAUUACAUACCUAAGUUAGACACACAGGGGAAACAAGUUCACAUGAUUGUCCAACUGAGAGCAGCCCUUCUUCUGUCCCAAACCUGAAAUUCAUUAGUGUGUGUUUAAAGGCUGAGCCAAGUCACCUCCAGGGCAGUGAACGUUGUCUCAGGGACCAAUUAGAUGAAAUGUACAAGCUCAAAUUGAAAACAUUUGUGUGUUGCACUCUUUCCAGGAAGUGUUCUCUAACCACUGAGCUAAACACAGAAGAAUGUAUAAAUACAUAUGCUCUGCCAACAGAAGAAUUCUAUUUGAUUAUAAUUUUCUGUUUCUACCAAGUGUGUAUCCCUCUCUCUUGGAAACACAUGGAGUGUAAGCUGAGUGGGUUAUUAUGUUCUUUUAGCAAUCACACUUUGCCAAAGAUCUGGUCAUUCUUUCCAUUAAGGUAUAUGAGGGCGCUAUUUUAUUUUUUUGAGACAGGGUCUCACUCUGUCAUUCAGG
This is a messenger RNA of Piliocolobus tephrosceles (Ugandan red Colobus), 4084 nucleotides long. It is a transcript of the gene PROX2, whose product is annotated as prospero homeobox 2. Gene Ontology annotation, cellular component: nucleus. NCBI's taxonomy places the organism in Eukaryota, Metazoa, Chordata, Mammalia, Primates, Cercopithecidae. The transcript is spliced from 4 exons. Gene Ontology annotation, biological process: regulation of transcription by RNA polymerase II. Gene Ontology annotation, molecular function: RNA polymerase II cis-regulatory region sequence-specific DNA binding; DNA-binding transcription factor activity, RNA polymerase II-specific. The record is from RefSeq and is a predicted model, not a curated record. Bases 1 to 1779 code for a protein of 592 amino acids.